Messenger RNA from Rhizoctonia solani, 1620 nucleotides. RefSeq names its product mucoidy inhibitor A. The record is from RefSeq and is a predicted model, not a curated record. The transcript has 5 exons. The coding region runs from base 1 to 1620 and encodes 539 amino acids. Lineage: Eukaryota; Fungi; Basidiomycota; Agaricomycetes; Cantharellales; Ceratobasidiaceae.
AUGGUCGAUUCACCUGUUUCUCACAGAGUUAAAAUCAAUGCUUCGGAGCAAGAUCAUUUGAUUGACUCUGUUACAGUCUUUCAGACAGGUCAAGCCGAGAUCAAACGUCAUGUCCAACUUCAUCUCAAGAUUGUCACCGAGCAUCUCCCAAGCCUUCUUGUCGAAGACUCCUUGCGCGUUCAAGGGACUGGUACUGCCAUCAUUUUCGACGUUGUAUAUCAUUCUCCCAAUAAGCAGUCUCGACUCUAUCCAAAACACGAUGAAAGUAGUGAUGAAGGUAACGAAGAGGAGAGUGAAUGCUACGAUACGAUACAGGCUCUAGAGAAGCAACGCAGCACAGUUGAGAGCCAGGUCUCGUUUCUGCAAGCAUACGGCAGCUCAUUGAGUAGCCAAAACUAUAGCGUGAAAGAUCUGGAUGACUUUCUGGAUAUGUAUGGGUCUCGACAAGAUGCACUAAACAAAAGGAUACGGGAGCUGGACUUGGAUAUCAAACGAGCAAAAAAGACGUUUCGCACAGUACAGAAGAAACAAACGGAGCACAAACCCCAAGCGUACAGACGCACCAAGGUCACUGUCACCGUGAUAUCCGAGGAAGAAGGCAGAGCAGAACUGAUACUAACAUAUGUUGUAUGGAAUGCAAGUUGGACUCCAAUUUACGAAGUCCGAGCCUCGAUGUCUUCAUCUCCCAACUCUCCGUCUACUGUUAUGCUACAUUACCGAGCGUCGCUUACUCAAACAACUGGGGAAGAUUGGUCAGAGGCGACUCUAACAUUAUCGACAGCAGCACCCUAUCGUGGGGUUAACAUGCCAAUAUUAUCAACGUGGCGUAUUGGCGUGCCACCAAUGGCAGAACGACGAGAACAGUACCGGUCCCGAUCUAGAUCUCGAUCCUUAUCUCGAUCCCCAAUAAGAAUUGCUCGCGUGCUGGAAAGUUCAGAUCGCUCAGCCUCACGAGGACGUCCGUGUUCGCCAAUCCUUCCAGUUAUAAAGGAUAAACCUACUUCAAUGACCAUUCGUCAAGCAAGCGAAGUUGAUACAGGAGUACUUAGUGCAACAUUCAAAAUCCCAGGGAUUAGCAACAUUCCGAGCGACGAAGGAAACCAUAAAGUGCUUAUAUGCUCGCUAGACCUCCAGAUAAACCCCGAAUGGAUUUGCAUACCACGAAAGGAUGAAGCCGUAUUCCUACGGUGCAAAAUCGUCGGCUCAAGUGAAUAUACGUUUCUUCCGGGAGAGGCUAGUGUAUUUAUAGGGGAUAGUUUUGUAUCCAAGAGCCAGAUUCAAGAUGUUCCAACAAAUGACUCCUUCCAACUCUCACUUGGCACCGACCCCACACUCCGUGUAACCUAUGUGCCCGUUCAAACUCACAAACACACGACAUCGGAGCCCGGAUUCAAUUUCCCCGGGCGUCAAAAACAAGCCAAGCAAAUAAUAACAAAGUACUCCCAGCAAAUUAAUAUACGAAACACUCGCUCGACGGUGGUUCCAGCCUUGCAUAUAAUUGAUCAUGUGCCCGUUAGCAACCUCGAGACCCUCAAAGUGAAAGUCGUCUCACCCCAAGGGCUACGAGAAAACCAUAGGCCCACGGAAAGCGGUGGUGCUCAAAGUCGCGGAGAAGUCUGA